Molecule: messenger RNA, 1575 nt
Organism: Cylindrotheca closterium
Lineage: Eukaryota; Bacillariophyta; Bacillariophyceae; Bacillariales; Bacillariaceae
Source: the annotation of a GenBank genome assembly
AUGUUUCCAUCCGCCAGCAUCAGCAAUCAAGAGGAGGACAGACAUAUGACUGGCAGCACAACAGGCUCAUGGCUAGGUGCUGGAAUCUAUGUUCCACCAAAGGAUUUUCCAGAAAUGGUUGACGCCAGUACCCGCACUCGGAGCAAGAGCAGCCGAAGCAGAGGCAGUCGACAUAGCAAAGGUAGCAAAGCUAGCAAGGGAAGCAAACGCAACAAUAGCAUAACUCCUGGCGAUGAUAACUUCGACGAGGGAUUUGGUGGUAUCCAGUUCGUAGGCGGGCCUGAAACAAAUGCACUGGCCCUCACAACGCCUCCCAGAGGAGGAGACAUAAAGAAACCACAGAGCCCGUCUCCCACUUCCAUAGUGGAAGAACAGCUUAGGUCCUUGCACGAUUCCUUCGCUAAAACACUGUUUGGAUGCCAAGAAGAUUCAACAGCUGUCGGCAAUGUUGAAGACAAUACCAAGAAGAACAGCACUCGCAUUUAUCCCCGUAAUAAAAGCAACGAAAUACCACGGCAGGAAUUGACUUCGAACUUUUCCAUGUUUCACUCGUUUGGUAAUGCCUGCGCUCCUGAGAUGAUGACUAAAAUGAUAUCAGGAUCAAGCGUUGUGGGCGAGGAAAAGAAGGAUGAUGAACCCAUCCCACUCAAAAAGAAAAGAACCAAGAAGCGCAGUACCAAGGAGAAGGCAAUCAGUAUCCCUGAAACAUCUGAAGUCCUUCAUCCUAUGGACGAACUGAUUGUCAGCGAUUCAAACCCUCAUGAAGUUAGUCGGGGGGUUUCCGAACUUACCAUGCGUUCCAGUUAUGCCCGAGUUCAUGCACCCGUGCCCGCUCAAAGACGCAUGGCCUACUAUGCCGUCGGCAAGCAUAACAAGCAAAACGCUCGUGGUGGCAACCGUAGAUGCUACUUUUCGGGAAAGCUAAUUGUUGGAGACAAUCCAUUCUAUGCGGGAUGUGUCAAGCAAGGCAUGCGCACCUUGGUCGUAUUUUGUUUGCCCAGUGCCCUAGGAUUGCCAAAGCAAGAGAUCAAACCGGAACGAAAACAUUCUUUCGUCAAGAGUAUGAUGUCACGAUCCUCGUCUCGCUUCAGCUCGACCACCUCGACGACCACUUCUGAAUCUGCCGUCUCGGACGGUGACGAUGACGACUUUGAUGUGAACAGCCGGCUAGAUAAGGAUUACUUGUUGGCCGUACUUCCAGAACCAUCGGACGAACUGCUGGUUCUGAUGCAUCAAAAAUAUCCUGGCGACUACCGUACCCUCCCCGAUCAAGUACGUGCGCCGGAUUCUUGGCGCCUCUACAUUCAGUUCUGCUUUUUUUCGGGUCUCCCCAUUGCGGAGGGCGAGUGCUACUACAAGAUCAAGUCCGAAAUCUCCCAAGAUGACUAUGGCGAGAGCAUUGUCCUUUGCCAUGACAUUAUGCUAGCCGUCAAUGGUGCGUCCUCGGAUAUGGUCCGAUUGCCCAACCUCAAGACCUUCCAGUACCUGAAGAAGCAUUAUCCCCAACAGUCCGAAAAACUACCGGCAUCUGUUUUUGAACGAUCGUCUUGGGAAGUUGUCCUUCCAGAGAUAUAG